Protobothrops mucrosquamatus (brown spotted pit viper) is the source of this 1639-nucleotide messenger RNA. RefSeq names its product acid sensing ion channel subunit 2 (gene ASIC2). Lineage: Eukaryota; Metazoa; Chordata; Lepidosauria; Squamata; Viperidae. Gene Ontology annotation, cellular component: membrane. The transcript has 10 exons. Gene Ontology annotation, molecular function: ligand-gated sodium channel activity. Gene Ontology annotation, biological process: sodium ion transmembrane transport. Bases 1 to 1545 code for a protein of 514 amino acids. The record is from RefSeq and is a predicted model, not a curated record.
AUGGCGGCGGCGCAACGGCGGCGGCGGGCUUCGAGGGGGCGGCCCAGACAGCGUCCGAGGUUGCCGGGUCUGCGGGUGGUACGCUGGCGGCGGGCAGCCCCGUGGCGGCGGGCGCUGUGGCUUCUGGCCCUGGGAACCUCGCUGGGUCUGCUCCUGGCGUGGUCGUCUAAUCGGCUUCUGCAUUGGCUGGCCUUCCCGUCUCACACGACGGUGCGCACCGAGUGGAGCCGUCAGCUGGCCUUCCCCGCCGUCACGUUGUGCAACAAUAAUCCGCUCCGUUUCCCGCGCCUCUCCAAAGGCGACCUCUACUACGCCGGCAACUGGCUCGGCCUUCUUCUGCCCAACCGGACGGCGCGGCCGCUGCUUGCUGAGCUCCUGCGCGCCGAACCGGAGCGCCUGCGUUGGUUCGCCAAGUUGGCCGACUUCCGGCUCUUCUUGCCACCGCGCCACUUCGGUGGCAUCAGCGAAGAGUUCGUCGAUCGUCUCGGGCACCGCCUCGACGACAUGCUCCUCUCCUGCAAGUUCCGAGGCGAAAUGUGCGGCCCGCACAACUUCUCCGCUGUGUUUACGAAAUAUGGGAAAUGCUACAUGUUUAACUCAGGAGAAGAGGGGCAUCCACUGUUGACCACGUUCAAGGGUGGGACAGGCAAUGGCCUGGAGAUAAUGCUGGACAUUCAGCAAGAUGAGUACUUGCCAAUAUGGGGAGAAACAGAUGAAACAACAUUUGAAGCAGGAGUCAAAGUCCAAAUCCACAGUCAGUCGGAGCCUCCAUUUGUUCAAGAACUGGGGUUUGGUGUGGCACCUGGUUUCCAAACUUUCGUAGCCAUGCAAGAACAAAGGCUGACAUACCUUCCACCUCCAUGGGGUGAGUGCCACUCAUCAGAUUUUGGCCUGGAAUUUUUCCCCAUCUAUAGCAUCACUGCAUGCAGGAUCAGUUGUGAGACCCGCUACGUGGUAGAGAAUUGCAAUUGCAAAAUGGUUCACAUGCCAGGGGAUGCUCCAUUUUGUACACCGGAGCAGUAUAAGGAGUGUGCAGAGCCUGCACUAGUGCUUCUCGGUGAAAAGGGAAAUGAUUAUUGUGAGUGCCAAACCCCAUGCAAUUUGACCCGUUACAACAAGGAGCUGUCCAUGGUUAAGAUCCCCAGCAAGACCUCAGCUAAAUACCUUGAGAAGAAGUUUAACAAGUCAGAGAAAUAUAUCUCGGAGAAUAUACUUGUACUGGAUAUAUUCUUUGAAGCUCUUAACUAUGAGACCAUUGAGCAGAGGAAAGCCUAUGAAGUGGCAGCAUUACUUGGUGAUAUUGGGGGUCAGAUGGGUCUUUUUAUUGGUGCUAGUAUCCUCACUAUUCUGGAAAUAUUUGACUAUAUUUAUGAGCUGAUCAAAGAGAAAUUGUUUGAUCUUCUUGGCCCAGAGGAGGAAGAAGGAAGCCAUGAUGAGAAUGUGAGCACGUGUGAGCCCUUGUCAAACCAUUCUGAUCCCACGAGCCACACUGUGACAGUCCCACUGCAGACAACACUUGGCACGUUGGAAGAAAUUGCGUGCUGACAAUGCUUCCUCAGCACUAUGGAUGGCAGAACCUACAAAAGCCAGGGAAUCCUACUCAGGCUCACUAACAGGGUGGGGGAACCACUGAGGAAUU